AUGAUUCGCAAACAAGCGCGCCAAAGGCGCGACUACCUAUACCGACGAGCUCUUCUCCUACGAGAUGCCGAGAUCAGCGAGAAACGGGCCAAGCUGAGAUCUUCUCUUGCUUCUGGCAAGCCUCUUGACUCAACGAUUGCGAAUGACAAGACCUUGCGCAAGGACUACCAGUACGAUGAAUCUCGACCCGACCUCACCACCAACGAACAACUCGACCUCGACGACGAGUAUGCUCAACUUUCUGGAAUUGUCGACCCGCGUGUCCUUGUGACAACUUCUCGAGAUCCCUCAGCUCGAUUGGCGGCUUUCGCCAAGGAGAUCAGACUUCUUCUUCCCACUGCUGUUCGCCUGAAUCGUGGAAAUCUCAUCUUGCCCGACCUAGUACAUUCUGCCCAGUCAGCGGGCCUUUCCGACGUCGUCCUUCUCCACGAGCAUCGAGGUACUCCGACAGCACUGACCCUGUCGCAUCUCCCCCACGGUCCCACCGUUUCUUUCUCUCUACAUAAUGUUGUGCUCCGUCACGAUAUUCCUGGAAGCGUCCGAGGAACUGUGAGCGAGUCGUAUCCCCACCUCAUUUUCGACGGCUUUACCAGUCGCUUGGGUGAGCGGGUGGUGAAGGUCUUGAAGCACGUUUUCCCUCCUCGCGAAGCUAUUACAGCCAAGAACAAGGUCGGCAACCGAGUGGUAACAUUCAAGAACAUCGAGGAUAGCAUUGAGGUCAGGCACCAUGUUUUUGUCAGGACCGGAUAUGACAGCGUCGAGUUGGCCGAGGUUGGACCACGGAUGACAAUGAGGGUCUUCGAGAUCCGCAAUGGCACUCUCGAGAACAAGGAAGGCGAUGUCGAAUGGCAUCUCACGCAGUACACACGAACCGCCAAGAAGAAGAACUAUCUGUGA
Fusarium sp. VM40 is the source of this 897-nucleotide messenger RNA. The record is from the annotation of a GenBank genome assembly. NCBI's taxonomy places the organism in Eukaryota, Fungi, Ascomycota, Sordariomycetes, Hypocreales, Nectriaceae.